AUGAGUCAAGAUAACAUUUCACCAGCAAAUCCUGACCCCAUGGAGGCCCGUGUCACUAAGAUUGAGGAGAUGUUAGCAAACUUAACUGCGAUGAUGCAAGCUCAGGCUGGUGUUGCUGCAACAGGCAGAAGAAAGUCUGAAAGUAUCAAGAACCAAGAGUUGAAGGAUAAAGUUAAUCUCCUUGAACACUUGAUCAGGAACCUUAAAGGUGUUGAAGAUCAGAUCAUUGAUACAGAAGGGUUGUGUUUCUUUCCUCAUGUUAGGUUGCCAGAAAAAUUUAAAUGGACCUCUGAAAAGUUUGAUGGUAGGGGUGAUCCCCAUACUCACUUAAGAUCUUUUAUUGGCCAGUUGAGGGGAGGCCGAGGCUUCACGAAUGAGCAACUGGGGCAGGCCUUCCAAUUUUCAUUGACUGGUGCUGCUCACCAUUGGCUAAUGGCCCUAGAUUCUUCCUCAACCCGCACUUGGGAUGACAUGAUGAAGGCAUUUACUCGCCAAUACUCCUAUAAUACAGAGAUAGAGUUGACCAGGAGAGAGUUGGAAACAACAAAGCAAGCAGCAGGUGAAGGGUUCACUAGCUAUUUGAAAAGGUUUCGUGACAAAGCGGCUCAGAUGUGGGAUAGGCCAAAUGAGAGAGAGCAAGUGGGAAUGAUAGUGAGAGGAUUGCGAGACCCAUACCGAAAGUUAUUGUUUACUCUCCCCAUCCUCAACUUUGAUGGUUUGAUAGUCACGGCACAACAGGUCGAGGAUGCCAUCUUUCAAGAGGAACUCCCUAAAAUGGAUCAGUUUGCAACUGAGUCCAGUAGUAGCAGAAGACCUCCACAACAGAAAAGCUCAGGGGUCAAUGCCAUAAUGUCUACUCUCCCUUCUGCGGCACCAACAUCGUCCACAACGGUAGCUCCGUUCACACUAGAGCAAGGGAUAACUCCUCUCAGUCGACCUAAGAGGCAGUUCGCCAAUUUGAGUGCACCCCUGAGUUCAAUUUUUAGCAGAUUAGCGAAGGCCGGAUUGAUUUCUACGAUCCAACCAAGGCCUAUUCCCGAGCCAAAGCCACGUUGGUAUAAUCCAGACCUAUUUUUCCACUAUCAUUGCCAAGAAGGACAUACCACAGAUAACUGUUUCAAUUUGAAACAUGCUAUACAGGACCUUUAUGAUGCUAAAAAGUUUGAGCUUCGACCUAAACAGCCUAGUGUAACCACAAAUCCUCUUCCAAAUCACCAAUCAAUCAAUGCUCUUAGUGAGGAUUUGAAAGAAUUUGACCCCACCAUCUUUAUUAGGCAUCUGUCUAUCUAG
Messenger RNA from Macadamia integrifolia, 1290 nucleotides. RefSeq lists its product as uncharacterized. The record is from RefSeq and is a predicted model, not a curated record. The transcript has 2 exons. Lineage: Eukaryota; Viridiplantae; Streptophyta; Magnoliopsida; Proteales; Proteaceae. The coding region runs from base 1 to 1290 and encodes 429 amino acids.